UUAAAUCAAAUUUUUAACAUUAUUUGAAUCAUAAUAGUGUUUAACAAUGUGAAGCAUAAGUUAUACCAUUGGCUAUAUUAGUUAAAUUUGGGUUAAAUGAGAGACAUUGUAUCCUUUUAUACAGUUUAAAUGUUAAAGUUCUUCACUCCUUAGUUUGUUGGACAGCUGGGGUACUGUGACCUUGUAUUAGGAUAGGUCAUAAGACCAGUGGCUUCUGCUGUACUGGCAAGUUAGUCCAGUGGUACUUUGUGGUCCCAAAUUAUAUUAUCUAGGCUAUUAACUAUAGCCUCUAGAUAUUCAAAACUGCUGAGACAGACAAGUAAUAAUUCUGAGAUUUCAGUUGCAACAAAAAAAAAAGAGUUUAUUUAGAAACAAAAAAAAAAGACCAUGAAAAGUAUAAAUGGAAAUAAAGGCUCACAAAAUAAAAUAAAAUAAUGAAACAAAUCAAAGUAGUAAGACAGGUUCAGGUCUACAUAAUUAAAGAACCACCAUCACAGAGGUACAAUAAUAUCUUAUGUCAAAUACCAAAAAGAUGGUUUACAAUAAUAUCAUACAUGCAUUAACAAUGAAAUGACAUCCUCCAUGAGACACACUACUGUCUGUAUCAAAACAAAAGAUGUCUUUUACAAAAAAAAAAACACAGGAGAGGAUAAGAGACUAAGUAGACAUAUAUUUACAUAAACCAACUUAUUACUAACAAAUAAAUAAAGUCUACUUAACUCAUUAUCGAAACACUCUUCCCAUAACAGUGGCACACUCCUCUUGAGUAACACAGUAAUAGAACAUCAACACAAGUAUUAGAUACACUUUGUAGAGAUAUAGUUCAAACUACACUGGUCAGCUCAAAGACUCCAGAGAGAGUGGCAAUUGUAAACAGUUAACAGGGACUUAAAUCAAGCACUAAAGGGGACUAACUCUUAUUUAAAAUACCGUCCCGAGACAUGACGUUAAACUGCGCUCCUCUUUCCUUAGCACUUUUGGAGCUCAAAAGUGCCCUACUUCUUUUCUAUCAUUGUGUCUGCCUCUUCUUUUCCUAAGUCUGCCUUCAUUGAUCAUCACUCUGUCUCCUUAACUUUAAAUUCUCACUACGUCCUAGACCAGUCCGUUUGCCGUGGACUUCGACGGGUAAGGGGGGAUAAAGAGAUCCUGGUGUUUGAGUGGUGGCUAUCUGAGGAUAAACCACAACAACACAAUACUUUGGCUCCAAGUUCCCCUAGACCAGAGACCCAGAUGGCCUGCUCUGGGUCAACCGGCUGGUCAUGCCGAGCUACCAGCAUAGGUCGUCGACCUAUGCUGGAGGGCGGUGGCUGGAGGGUCAAUCAGGGAGCUGCUGUAUCGGACACAUGUCUGAUGUAGCAGCUGAUUGAGUAUAGCACCUGUGUAGCCCUGGCGGGCUCAUUCUGGACAUCCGAAUGGCCCGUCCCCUUGUUGGACUCGAUGGCGGGUGGGGAGCACAGGUGCCAAAUUAACAAAAAUAUAUAUGGACAAAAAAACACACACAAAACUACUUGCCCCAGACCUAUGUCUGGGCAAGAAACGUCGAAUUGAUGAUAAAAAAGAGGAGGUCCCAAAAAGCUGUGCCACCUGGCCAUCAUUUCUGGUGGUUAGGUGCACAGAGGAGGGAAAAAGCCUGACAAAGUUGAGCCCUUUUAUUAUCUAUAAGGGACUCAAGUCAGUAGUGGGAGAGCCCAAGAGUGUGUCUAAGCUACACAAAUCACUGGAACUCCUUGUAGAAGUAGACAGCAAGACACACUCUGAUGGGCUUUUAAGAUGCCGAAGACUCUGUGAUCUCCAAGUGGAAGUCAUGCCACACAAGAGUCUGAACACCAGCAGAGGUGUAAUCAGCUCUAGGGACCUACUGGAAUGUUCCGAGAAGGAAAUAGUGGAGGGCAUUGAAGGAGUCACCCAUGCCCGGCGCAUUACCAGGCGCAGGGAGGGUGAGGAGGUCAAAACAGCCACUAUUAUCCUCACAUUCGGAACUAGGACACCGCCAGAGUAUGUGAAGGCAGGAUACCUACGAGUUCCAGUGAGGCCCUACAUACCUAACCCCAUGAGGUGCUUCAAGUUCCAGGGUUAUGGACACGGCGCGGCAGUCUGCAAGAGGAACACUGUGUGUGCCAGAUGUGCUGGAGAGGGUCAUGAGGACAAGGGCUGCACAGCCCAGUUCAAAUGCCCAAACUGUCAAGCUGGCCACUCAGCCUACUCCAAGGACUGCCCUGUGUGGAAACAGGAGGUUGCCGUGCAGGAGUACAAGGCAAGAAACGGAUGUACCUUUAGCCAGGCGAAAUCGGCUGUACUGGCCCUACCCAAGGGCCAAUUCGGCUUGACAAAGACCCACGCCCAGGCUGUUGCUAAGAAAGGAAGAUCCAUAGCCACACAGACGGACACAUUGACCCCACCACCCCCUCCUCCUCCUCCAACUCAGAAGAAAACACCGCCAAAGAACACACCUCUGAAGAAACAAGAAAGCCCUGUUGUCAUGCUAAAGAACAGGUUCUCUGUGCUCGCUGAUGAGAGCAUGGAGACUGAGCAGCAUGUCCAAACCAAUACUCUGAGAGAACCCGGAGACAUCAUGUCUGACACAGGUUCUCCUCAGAGAACCCAGCCAGACACCCCAACCUCUACCGAGUUAGAGGUUGACCAACUCCCUAAGGGGAGAAAUCAAAGCGGAGAGGAUGCCCGAGGUGAGAGAGGAGGAAAUAACCUCCGCUCUAACCAGAGGGAUCUCCCCUCUCCAGAGAGAAAGACUUCCCCCAAAAGGGGGUUGUCCUCCUCUCCAUCCAAACCCAAGAAUAAAAAUACCAAGGUCACUGGAAUAAAGGGAAACCCCUCCGGGGGCCUCCCAAGGCCAAAUAGCUCCAAGUAGGUCAUCUAGAAUAAGCCAUGGAUUCAUGAAUUGUACAGUGGAAUUGUAGAGGCCUCAAGGCCAAUUACGAGGAAAUGCAGCUACUGAUGGACUCUGAGACUCCUGUAGCUGUCUGCUUACAGGAAACAUUUCUGAAAGAUUCCAUCAGCUUCCGAAGCUACAGUGCUUACAGCAAGAAUGUUGAGGAUGCAGAGAGAGCAUCAGGUGGAGUCUGUAUCCUUGUGAAGGAUAGCAUCCCCCAUGAGAGGGUAGAACUACAGACCACACUACAGGCCGUAGCAGCUAGGAUAACCCUUCACAAGUAUAUAGUCAAGCUAAAAUCCAACCCCACGAACCCUUCUUUUGACUCCAUAUUUAACCCCACAGAGGUAGAAUUAUACAAUCGAAGGCCUAACGUCAUACAGCCGUUGGGCCUUCGAAUGAGAGAACCCAUCCAAAAUUUACCCCCACCCAUUGACCAAAUCUCUAAAAUAGAAACCCCUCAGAACCCUCCUUGGCUAAUGAAUAAACCCAAAUUAAAUUUAUCCCUCCUUAAUUUCAAAAAAGAAAAUACAGACCCAAGCAUACUACAAGUCCACUUUAGGGAACGGAGAUUGUGGCACCAUCUACACAGACGGAUCCAAAAUGGAGGGAAAGGUCACGUGUGCCUGCUCCUUUCGGAACAAAACAAUCUCCCGUAGACUCCCUGAUGGCUGCUCCAUCUUUACGGCCGAAUUGCAUGCAAUAUUGCUUGCACUUAUGGCCGUAAAAGCAUCAGAAAGGAGGAAAUUUAUAAUCUGCUCCGACUCCAAAUCUGCAUUGCAAGCUUUGGGGCGGAUGAAGACUGACAUCCCAUUGGUACAUAAGAGCCUGAAGCUGUUAGACCAAAUAACAGCCAACCGUAGGGAUGUCACCUUCAUCUGGGUCCCCUCCCAUGUUGGCAUUGAGGGAAACGAAGCCGCAGACAGAGAAGCAAAGAGAGCCCUAAAUCAUGUGGUGUCAGGAACCCAAAUUCCUUACUCGGACCUGAGACAAAGUAUUGCCUCUGCCACCUAUCGAGAGUGGCAGAACCGAUGGGAGGCUGAGACUCACAGUAAACUCAGGCAGAUUGUGGCGGAUGUCAGGUGGCGGCCCACAUCUAAGGGUCUGACAAGGCGUGGUAGCACGACCAUGUCCAGACUUAGGAUUGGCCACACC
Biomphalaria glabrata is the source of this 4042-nucleotide messenger RNA. RefSeq lists its product as uncharacterized. Bases 1481 to 2866 code for a protein of 461 amino acids. The transcript has 2 exons. Lineage: Eukaryota; Metazoa; Mollusca; Gastropoda; Planorbidae. The record is from RefSeq and is a predicted model, not a curated record.